AUGCCUAAAUGGGUCUUCAACUGCAACGCCGGCGUCUUCACCGCCGCCGAAAAGAAACAAAUCGCCGAGGGCAUGACAAAGCUCUACACCAGCGUCGGUCUACCCGCAUUCUACUGCCACACGCACUUCAUCGAGCUCGCCCCCGAAAACAUGUACGCCGGCGGCGAGACGCCCAAAGCCCUGACGACCGUCUCCAUCUACCACAUUGCGCGCGGCUUCGAUACCCCGCAGGUCGAGGCUUUCUUCUUCAAGGCUCUGGAUGAUAUAUUGAGGCCCAUCUUGAAGCCAAAGGGGGUCGAGUGGGAGUCUGGGAUUCAUGAGGCGAGGAGGGAGUUGUGGAGGAUUAAUGGGCUUGUGCCGCCUGAGACGGGAUCGGAGAUGGAGAAGAAGUGGGCUGAGGAAAAUCGGGUUACGGAUGAGGAAGCUUUGUUCAAAGUUCAGAAACUUUCUAGAUUGUGA
Molecule: messenger RNA, 459 nt
Organism: Colletotrichum scovillei
Lineage: Eukaryota; Fungi; Ascomycota; Sordariomycetes; Glomerellales; Glomerellaceae
Exons: 1
Coding region: 1-459 (152 amino acids)
Source: RefSeq, a predicted model, not a curated record